Messenger RNA from Daphnia pulicaria, 1771 nucleotides. RefSeq names its product alpha-(1,3)-fucosyltransferase C-like. Gene Ontology annotation, molecular function: alpha-(1->3)-fucosyltransferase activity. NCBI's taxonomy places the organism in Eukaryota, Metazoa, Arthropoda, Branchiopoda, Diplostraca, Daphniidae. The coding region runs from base 210 to 1406 and encodes 398 amino acids. Gene Ontology annotation, cellular component: membrane. The transcript is spliced from 2 exons. The record is from RefSeq and is a predicted model, not a curated record.
CCCGAGCACGCGCCGGUUUAAAACAAAACAAGCUUUCGAGUUUUGGAUUUUUACUUACCACGUCUCUUAUUGUUCCGUCUAUCCGUUUGAUAUAACUUUUGAUACAAGUGAUCCGAGUGUUGUGAGGAAAGCAACGAAAACUUAUUCUCGGUUGUGCCAUUGUUCCGCCACCGUGGUUCCGCUAAGACUUGGAAUAAAAUCAUGAUAAAAUGAUGGAGAGUAAAAAUAUAGUAAUCAAGCUGUCGGUUCUAGCCAUGUUAGCAACCACAAUCAUUUUCAUGACUUACCUGUCGCCACAAUCUAUGUAUGUGCCGCACGCUCUGGACAGCAGCGCUUUCGUUCAAUCUAUCCCGAGUAAAUCGCAGUUAUCCAUCGUCAAUCACACCAAAAUAGUGCUGCUGACGUAUCCCCAUCUUUGGGGUUUCCGAUUCAAUAUGGGCCGAGUUGGAUUCAUCAACGCUGGUUGUGAGGUGAGCAACUGCAUUCUAACCACCAACCACACUUACGUGAAGGAUUACAACUUCGACGCUUUUCUCAUACACGGACCAACUCAAAGGAAAGGGCCGUGGAUUUUGCCUAACCGACGACGAGAUCAAGUUUUCAUUCUAUUCUCUACAGAACCCCCAGACCACAUGCCUCGUUUGGAUGUCUUCGAGAACUAUUUCAACUGGACGAUGACUUAUCUUCCCGAAUCUGACAUCCCUUUGCCUUACGGCCGGAUUGAGCAACUGGCCAGCGCUCCCAAUGGAGAAAGAGAACGACGUGACAUGCAAGAGUCUGUCCGCUUGUCAAACGUCAACCCAGCCAAAGGAAAAAGCAAGUUAGCCAUCUGGAUGGUGUCAAACUGUCACGCCCGAAGUAAUCGGAUGAAAUACGUGCGCCAACUCCAGAAAUAUGUCGAUGUGGAUAUUAUAAGCACCGGGGGGAAAUGCGGAGGCAAAGAUCUCUGCCCAAAACUGAAAAACGACGAGCUUUGCUACGACAUGAUCGAGAAAACGUACAAGUUUUAUUUGGCUUUUGAAAAUUCCAUUUGCCGUGAGUACGUGACGGAAAAGUUUUUCAACUCAAUAGCCAGGAACUUGGUUCCGAUCGUUUUGGGGGGAGCCAAUUACUCGGCAAUAGCCCCGGAGCACUCGUACAUAGACGCCCUGGCGUACAGCCCCCGUCAACUUGCGGCGUAUAUGAAGCGAGUGGAUCAAAACGAUUCCCUUUAUGCCGAAUUCUUUUGGUGGAAGCCUCAUUACCGUGUAGUUAACUUGCCUCAAACGAACAAAGAAUCGUUCUGCAACUUGUGCGCCGCUCUCCACGAAACUCCAAUGCAGGAAAGGAAAGCCCAAGGUCUUCAGAAAUGGUAUGUUGACGACAGCCAUUGCUUGGUUAGACCCAACUUCAAUUCCACGCAAUGAUUUUUUUUUAAAAAGAAUAUGGCAAAAAGACGAUUGCUUCUUUUUUUGGGUUUGUUUUUAUUACAUCAAAUUUGUGCCUUUUGAGAGAUUAGAUCUGAAUAGACAUUUAUGCAGCGACGGUGAGAUGAUGAUGUAACAACAACAAGAGCCGAAUACAAAUGACACGAUUGUUUAUUGGAAACUGACGGCAAAUAAUAUUUAAAUAUUUUGUAAUAAUGUGAUUGAAAUGCAGCUUUCCGGAAACUGCUCAAAUAAUAUUACAAGAAAUUGUUUAGUCCAUGAUUCCUCAAGCCCCUAUAGACAUACAUGGGAAUCAAAUUGAAAAUGCUUUAUGUAGACACAUAAUAAAAGUGGAUUGUUGUUGA